AUGUCCAACAUAAAGUUCAGCUUCUCCAUGAGGGGAAUAGCUCCGGGGGUGUCGGAGGAGGAGCUUCAAAGUUUCUUCUCUCAGUUUGGAUCGGUUGUGAGCGUGAAACAAGUUCCUCUCAAGCCCGGCAUGACGACGGGAGCCGCGUACGUGAACUUUUCAUCCGGAGAAGCGUCUGACAUCCUGGCCCUCAACAACACAUCUCCUCCCUUCAACCAAGGGAUGUCCAUCAGCAUCCGACAGCAGGCAAACUUUCUCGCUCGGGCAGUGGCUGCUGUGAAAGAGAUUCAGUUCAGCGUGUCGGUCAGAGGAGUACACUGGACGGUCGGGCAGGAGCCGCUCUCGAGGGAGUUUUCACAGCAUGCCAAGAUCCACUCGAUUAAGAUGGCUGAUGCACUGAUGCACCAUCGGCUGGCUACGAGGGCAGCGUACAUCAACUUCGCUGAGGGGACAAGGAAGCUGGAGCAGGACGCCAGCGUUGCUAGAGCAGCAGCAGCCAAGCCGAUCACUGCGAAGAUGCAGAUGAUGGCUCCUCCUGCGCCAGAGAUCCUGCUGUCCAAGAAGAGGAAGGAGGAGCUGACGGCGACGAGCCUGUCGGACGAGGAGGAGGAGGAGGAGGGGAAUAGCGUCUCGGCCCCUUCCUCCUCCACUCCUUCUCGUGUUCUUACCACCGAGGAGCAGAAGUUUCUGCAGAUGCAGGCAGAGUCAGCAGAGGAGACGCAGAAGAAGGAGGUGAAAGUUCUGUCGCUGCAGACGAAGGGGGCCGAGAAGAAGAACCAUGUCGAGAGGGAAGAGAAGAAGAAGCAGAGGAGUAUCGAGGAGGAGAAGCCUGUCGUUGUGCCCCCGGAAGCCCUGCGAGGAGGAUUAUUGUCCAGUUCGAUGAGACGAGCUCUGCAGCAGCAGCAGCAGCAGCAGCAGCAGCAGGAUGGCCCCCCGAAGUUUGCUGGAGGUCUAAUCUCGGGAAGUAAGAGGAAG
This is a messenger RNA of Guillardia theta CCMP2712, 975 nucleotides long. RefSeq lists its product as hypothetical. Gene Ontology annotation, molecular function: RNA binding. The annotation marks the transcript as partial. The transcript is spliced from 3 exons. NCBI's taxonomy places the organism in Eukaryota, Cryptophyceae, Pyrenomonadales, Geminigeraceae. The record is from RefSeq and is a predicted model, not a curated record.